Thermochaetoides thermophila DSM 1495 is the source of this 1530-nucleotide messenger RNA. Its product is annotated as putative ammonium transporter protein. Lineage: Eukaryota; Fungi; Ascomycota; Sordariomycetes; Sordariales; Chaetomiaceae. The record is from RefSeq and is a predicted model, not a curated record. The transcript is spliced from 3 exons. Gene Ontology annotation, biological process: ammonium transmembrane transport. Bases 1 to 1530 code for a protein of 509 amino acids. Gene Ontology annotation, molecular function: ammonium channel activity. Gene Ontology annotation, cellular component: plasma membrane.
AUGGACGGGGUAGACCUAGACCACCUCCCCUACUCGCCGUUGGUGCCAUACAACGGCACCGGCAGCCUCGGCGGCGACCCGUUGGAGGAAAACCUCAACAUCUGGUACGAGUCGGGCGACAUUGCCUUCAUCAUCUUCUCGACAGCCCUCGUGCUGCUCAUGAUUCCGGGCGUAGGACUCUUCUACUCCGGCCUAGCCCGCCGCAAAUCCGCUCUCUCCCUCAUCUGGCUCUCCGUCAUGUCCGCCGCCGUCACCAACUUCCAGUGGUUCUUCUGGGGCUACUCCCUUACCUUCUCCCGCUCCGGAAGCCGCUUCAUCGGGGACCUCUCGCACUUCGCCUUCCGUGACCUGCUCGCGGCUCCCUCGGUCGGCUCCCCGCGCGUCCCGGAUCUGCUGUUCGCCGUCUACCAGGGCAUGUUCUCUGCGCUGACCGUCGCCCUCGUCACCGGCGCGGUUGCCGAGCGCGGACGCAUGCUACCCUGCGUCGUGUUCAUGUUUAUUUGGAGCACUGUCGUGUAUGACGCCAUUGCCUGCUGGACAUGGAAUCCGAAUGGGUGGUCGAAUCGCAUGGGCGGGUUGGAUUUUGCCGGCGGCACGCCCGUACAUAUCGCCAGUGGCGCCGCCGCCCUGGCGUACUCUAUGAUGUUGGGUAAGAGGAGGGGGCAUGGCACGCAUGAGUUGAAUUACAGGCCGCAUAAUGUCACGCAUAUUGUGGUCGGGACGGUGUUCCUCUGGGUUGGGUGGUUUGGGUUUAAUGCCGGUUCGGCGCUGGCGGCGAAUAUGAGGGCGAUCAUGGCGGCCGUUGUGACCAACCUCGCUGCUUGUGUCGGCGGUGUUACCUGGUGCUUGUUGGAUUAUCGUCUGGAGAGGAAGUGGUCAACUGUUGGCUUCUGCUCGGGCGUCGUAGCCGGCUUGGUCGCCAUCACCCCUGGCUCCGGCUUCGUCCCCGCCUGGGCAGCCGUUCCUUCCGGCGUGCUAGGCGCUGCCUUCGCCAACUACGCGACUAAACUCAAGUUCCUCCUCGGCGUCGACGACGCCCUCGACAUCUUCGCCGUGCACGGCGUGGGCGGCCUGGUCGGCAACCUCUGCACGGCCUUCUUCGCCGACAAGAGCGUCGCCCGCCUAGACGGCAUGAGCAACCCCAUCGGCGGCGGCUGGCUCAACCAGCACUGGAUCCAACUGCCCAUCCAGCUGGCCGACUCGUGUGCUGGUGGCGCAUAUUCGUUUGUCAUGACGUGUCUGAUUCUGCUCUUGAUGAAUCUGAUACCCGGGCUGCAUCUCAGGGUUGAGGAGGCGGCUGAGAUUGUGGGUGUGGAUGAUGCUGAGAUUGGUGAAUUCGCAUAUGAUUUUGUGGAGUUGACGAGAGAGGUAGUGGUCGAUGUUGAUGCGACCGUGGCGGGGAGCUCGAAUAGGGGUAGUGGAGGGUUUGGGUAUGGGGAGAGCGCUAGCAUGUUCUCGAAUGGCGAGCGCGAGCAGGCUGGGCAGUACUUUAAGGAGUCGAGGAUGUAUCAGGUUGGGAUAGCGCGGUAG